Molecule: messenger RNA, 466 nt
Organism: Paraphaeosphaeria sporulosa
Lineage: Eukaryota; Fungi; Ascomycota; Dothideomycetes; Pleosporales; Didymosphaeriaceae
Exons: 1
Coding region: 24-398 (124 amino acids)
Source: RefSeq, a predicted model, not a curated record
UUCUGUUGGGCAUGCCACCCUCCAUGUCUCGGCAUGACAUGUUUGUAGACACGCAAGAGGCUUCGCCACCAGUAGCAAACGAAGAGGUGGCGCCAGUGUCAGUGCUAACUCCAGAAGACAACGAAAGGGUGGGUCCAGAGAGGCAAGGAGAACAGGUCCCAGCGGUCGAUCCAGAUAAGGGGCCAGAUGAGGGGGUCGCAGGACAGGAAGCAGUGCCGAAUCUAGCUACAAAAGAGCCGGAGAAACAUGAAGCUUCGCCUUCGACCUUUGUAUCCAGUCUACACGUAAGCAGUGUCGAACAACGGACCGGCGGUCCAAGUAAAGGGGAUGUUUUUCCAGUCAGUGAGGGAGAUCGCGAAGGUAGCGACGGGUCUGGUAUUAUAUAUAGUCUUGCCUAGGAGCAAGGAGCGUGACUUAAAACACGAUGUGGGAGUAAGCCACAGCUUGAGCGGUGCGUUCGAGGAGC